CGGCGUCGUCGUCGUCAUCGUCUUCUUCGUUGUUGUCAGUUGUUGUCCGAUAGACCGAUACACAAACACAAAACGAAGCCCAAAAAAAUCGAAAUAUAGUCGAAAGCUCUCUUCAUAUAAUAUUUAAUCGGUUCUCCACGGAAUUUAUCGACAGCCCCUACUUUAGUUGAAUUAAGAACGUUGCGGGGUUGAAAACGGUCUUCAUCGCCGUUUUUGUCGUUUGUAUUGUUGUUGUCGUUGUCGCAUCCGAUUGGUUGUUUCGCAGUUAUUUUUCGAUUUUCUAUAUUUGCGUCUUUUUAAUUUAUUUUAGUACAGAAACUUAAUAUUUUUUUUGUUAUUUUUUUUGCCAAAGUGCUGUACUAUUAUUUUAAGGAUACAGGACAUCAUAGUGCAAAUUUAUAUUUUGAAAAAAAAAAGUCCUGUGCAUAUCGCAAGGACGACCGACGACGUUAUAACAAAUUUUAGUUCGUUACAGUGUUUUGCGGUGAAGUAAAACACUUUUUUUUAACUACCCCCACCAUCACACAGAGACAGGACAAAAAUACCCAAUUCUAAAAUGUCAUGGAGAUACGCGCUUCUCUUCGAUUAUCUUAUACAGCAACCAAGUAGAAUGGAACUAUCAGACCAAACUACAGGACGCCAAUUGCAAAGGGUGCUACACUAUUCAGUUACCCCAUGCAGGCCAUUGCCAGGACUUCGGAGAUCAGAAUGUGCCAUUCAUGAUGUCGACUGUGAUGAAGUGUAUCCUGGUAUUUAUGUGGGUGACGCAGCUGCUGCCAAGAACAAAGUGUACCUCCGACUUAUGGGCAUCACACAUGUUUUGAACACAGCAGAAGGAUGCAGAUACGGACAGGUCGAUACUGGGCAUAUUUACUACAGAGACAUGCCAACUAUUAGAUAUAUGGGAUUUCCAAUGAUGGAUCAACCAACAACAGACAUCUCCAGAUAUUUUUAUGUGGCAUCAAAAUUCAUUGACAAUGCAAUAACAAGUGGAGGAAAAAUCCUGGUGCAUUGUUUGGUUGGUAUGUCGCGCUCAGCUACCUGUGUACUGGCAUAUCUCAUGAUUUGCCGAAAGAUGACAGCUGUCGAAGCGAUACGAACAGUCCGCAUGCGACGAGACAUUCGUCCUAACGAUGGUUUCCUACAACAGAUCGCAGACUUAGACAACGAACUGAAACGCAAACGUCUAUACCCCUACUAAUAAGGGCGUCUAGCAUAUAUAAUAUUUAUUUAAUUUUUUGUAUAAAAAAAGACUCUCAGUCUAACUAACAAAAGAAGAACAGCAAAAAUAAUAACAACAACAAAGUUUAUGUGCAACCACCAAAGUAUAAAUCUAAUAACCUUUUAAUGAAACGAAAACAAACAAAAAAUAUUAAAACUAUAUACAUUAAAACAAAACAUUAUAUUAAAAAAAAACAAAAAUUAUUAUGAUUUUAUUUUUAAUUUUGCGAUUGAAAAAUAAAAAAUAAAAAACUGACAUACAGUGUUAAGAAAAGAUUUUAUGCUUUUUUUUUAUAUAUUUAUAACAACAAAAAUGAAGAAAAUGAAUUUGAACUGAAGUCAAAAAAAUACAAAAUAGAAAAAAAAAACACUGAAGAAUACUAAAUAAUUUUUUUUUAAGUAGUAUCUGCUAUAAUUUUUUUUUAAGUUUUUAUAAUUUGCAUGCAAAAACAAUAGUUUCUUAUUACAAAUGCUGUAUUUUCACAAAUCAAAAACAAAAUCUAAAAACCAAAAAAAAAAAAAAACAUUAAAGUAAUUUCUAAGUGAAAUAAUAUUAUAUUUACAUGUUAAAUGAAAAUAAAACACAAAAUUAAUAAGAAAACAAAACAAUAGAAAAGUGCAAUUGCAAUACAAAAGUGUACCUUUAACGUGAUUUUUUAUUUUAUUUUGUGCAUUAAAUUAGAUCAAUAAGUAAACUUGUAACAAUUAUUUUUUUAUGGCACAGUUUGGAUUAUGUUUUAUUCUUUUUUUGCAUAAUAUUGUGUAGGAUCAAUAAAAAAUAAAAUAAAAAGUAGAAACACUUGUAUACACCAGAAGCCACAAAUCCAAUUUGGAUGUGCAAAAUCGAUGAGCUUGUUAAUCCACCCCAGACUUUGACCUAGAAUUUUUUAAUACCUAACUGUCUACUUUUAUUUUUCUCUUUUUAUUGCAUUAAAUACAUAAAAAAAUACUGUGGAACUAAUUGAUUUUUAUAAAAAAAAAUAAACGAAAUAAACUUUUUUUUAUUCUAAAUUGUUUUUAGCGUCUCCAUAAUGUGCCACUUUUAGGGAACACUUUCGAUAGUAGCAAUUUUAGUUUUUUUUUGUAUUUAUUUUUUUGUUUACAAAAUAUAUGAAUAAAUGCUUAAAUUUUCACUUUAAAAUUGAAGAAAAACAAAUACAUUGAUUAGAAUUACAACUUAGAAAAUAAGUUAUAGAAAACCUUAAAUAUUUAAGAGGGUUGUAACUUGCAAUGAAAAAAAAAAAAAAAAAAAAAACAAAA
Episyrphus balteatus (marmalade hoverfly) is the source of this 2481-nucleotide messenger RNA. RefSeq names its product dual specificity protein phosphatase 13. Gene Ontology annotation, molecular function: protein tyrosine/serine/threonine phosphatase activity; MAP kinase phosphatase activity. NCBI's taxonomy places the organism in Eukaryota, Metazoa, Arthropoda, Insecta, Diptera, Syrphidae. The transcript is spliced from 6 exons. The record is from RefSeq and is a predicted model, not a curated record. Gene Ontology annotation, biological process: protein dephosphorylation; negative regulation of MAPK cascade. Gene Ontology annotation, cellular component: cytoplasm. Bases 557 to 1201 code for a protein of 214 amino acids.